Aspergillus saccharolyticus JOP 1030-1 is the source of this 663-nucleotide messenger RNA. RefSeq lists its product as uncharacterized. The coding region runs from base 1 to 663 and encodes 220 amino acids. The transcript has 2 exons. NCBI's taxonomy places the organism in Eukaryota, Fungi, Ascomycota, Eurotiomycetes, Eurotiales, Aspergillaceae. The record is from RefSeq and is a predicted model, not a curated record.
AUGAGUUCGUCCUCUGUUCGAGUCCAACACCCACCCACUGGAACUCCUAAAGGGGUUGUUACUUCUCCUACCAGCCCCAGCUCUAUGAAUUUCGACAUUGUCCGCUGCUCGCGAUGUCAGCGCUCUAUGAGCCUCGAGAACGAAUCCUCCCCCGGGGUGGUUCGUUUCGGCAUGAACUCCUACUACUGCAGCCGAUGUGCGUCCAUGUACUGGGACACAAGGUCGACGUUAUCAUCGCUGAAUUUCCAAAUGAUUGACUCAACUGUAUCCGAACCCUCGCUCCAACGAUACCAUUCGGAACCGCCGCUGUGCGGCCUAGAUCAUCUAUCACCGUUCAUCGGCAUGGACGUGCCUCGGUGGAACUCGAUUGUUGAGAAACAUAUCCCUAGACCACUUUGGGUGGCCUGCGCCCGUUGCGACGAAUUACACAUGAAUGGCAUCAAUGGCAUGGAAGAGCUUGCUUGCUCACGCGCCUCAUCCAACACUCGGCUCUACCAAAUAAGGCUAUUGACCAUGAAAAAUGACGAAUUCUCGGUCCUUCUCUCUCAAUUGCUACACCUCCACUACAUGGAGGAAGAAAUAUGCACGAUUAUUCACUCGCGAUUCUUGCGUAAGAUCGAGGAAGUGCAUUCUGGAGUCUUGUCUGAACAUCGUUACUAUUGA